This is a messenger RNA of Haliotis rufescens (red abalone), 4391 nucleotides long. RefSeq names its product transmembrane 9 superfamily member 2-like. The transcript is spliced from 17 exons. The record is from RefSeq and is a predicted model, not a curated record. The coding region runs from base 137 to 2113 and encodes 658 amino acids. Gene Ontology annotation, biological process: protein localization to membrane. Gene Ontology annotation, cellular component: membrane. Lineage: Eukaryota; Metazoa; Mollusca; Gastropoda; Lepetellida; Haliotidae.
UAAACGCAGCCUUGGUGACGUGUAGCAGCCAUAUUGGAAUACUGCUGUUGACACGGGGCACAGUCAGACGAAAUUAUCACCAACAGGGAAAGGUCCUUUCCCAUUUCAAAGAGUGUGAUUAUCAGCAUAUUACACCAUGAAAGGCACAUAUAUGUAUUGCAUUGUCGCUAGUUUGUUUUUAGUAAGCGAGGCGUUUUAUUUGCCGGGUCUUGCCCCUGUCACGUACUGUGAAGAAUCUGACCAACCCAAAGCAACUUGUAAGACCAAGGUCCCAGUCUUUGUGAACCGCCUUAAUUCCUUGGAAACGGUUGUGCCUUAUGAGUACCAGAGUUUUGACUUCUGUGUUGAUGACAAGCCUUCAUCACCAGUGGAGAACUUGGGUCAGGUGGUCUUUGGAGAGAGGAUAAGCUCAUCUCCUUACACAUUUACAUUCAAGAAGAAUGUGACAUGUCAGCCUGUAUGUAACAAGGAGUACAAGAAGGGUGACCAGACGUCAGUGAAGAAGCUCAACUUCCUGCGUCGUGGUAUCGCCCUCAACUACAUGCAUCACUGGAUUGUGGACAACAUGCCCAUCACCUGGUGCUACAUCGUGGAGAACAACAAGCGCUACUGUUCAACCGGAUUCCCAAUUGGAUGCUUUGUCACUUCCCAGGGACGACAGAAGGAUGCCUGUGUCAUGAAGGCUGAAUUCAAGGAUGCUAACACUUACUAUGUUUUCAACCAUGUUGAUAUCACCAUUGAAUACCAUUCUGGCACUAAUGAAGAAUGGGGUGUUGAUCUGGCUGACAAGGGUGGGCGCAUUGUCAGGGCCAAGCUGGAACCCAGAAGUAUCUUGCACAACAAGCCGGGCCCAGAAGGCUGUGCUGGGAAUGCUCCUGUGAAGGGCAUCAAGGGAGGCGACAUGACGGACGCUGUCAAAAUUGACUACACCUACUCUGUUUACUGGGUGGAAAACAAGCAGAUCAAAUGGUCAUCCAGAUGGGACUACAUUCUGGAGUCAAUUCCCCACACAAACAUCCAGUGGUUCAGUAUCAUGAACUCCUUGGUGAUUGUACUGUUCCUGUCUGGUAUGGUGGCCAUGAUCAUGCUGAGAACUCUCCACAAGGACAUCGCAAGAUACAACCAGAUGGACAGUUCAGAAGAUGCUCAGGAAGAAUUCGGAUGGAAGCUUGUUCAUGGAGAUGUUUUCCGUCCCCCACGUCAGGGAAUGCUUCUUGCUGUCUUCACUGGCAAUGGAGCUCAACUCUUCUGUAUGACAUUCAUCACACUGGUAUUUGCCUGCCUUGGUUUCCUGUCACCUGCCAACAGAGGUGCUCUCAUGACAUGUGCUAUGGUGUUGUAUGUCUGCCUGGGGACUCCAGCUGGCUACAUCUCUGCCAGGGUCUACAAAAUGUUCGGAGGAGAGAAGUGGAAGUCCAAUGUGUUGCUCACAUCAUUUUUUGUCCCUGGUGUGAUAUUCAGUAUCUUCUUCAUACUGAACCUGAUUCUGUGGAUCAAGGGUAGCAGUGCUGCCAUUCCCUUCACCACCCUCCUCGCACUACUUGCUCUCUGGUUUGGUAUCUCUGUGCCACUUACCUUUGUCGGAGCAUACUUCGGCUUCAAGAAGAGGCCCAUUGAGCAUCCAGUUCGUACCAAUCAAAUCCCCCGUCAGAUCCCAGACCAGACCUGCUACACGAAAGCCCUGCCUGGUAUCCUUAUGGGUGGGAUCCUGCCUUUCGGCUGUAUCUUCAUCCAGCUCUUCUUUAUCCUCAACAGUAUCUGGUCCCACCAGACCUACUACAUGUUUGGUUUCCUCUGCCUGGUGUUCAUCAUCCUCAUCGUCACCUGUUCUGAAGCCACAGUCCUGCUGUGUUAUUUCCAUCUUUGUGCGGAGGACUACCACUGGUGGUGGCGGUCGUUCCUGACAAGUGGCUUCACAGCAGUGUAUUUCUUCAUCUACUGCAUCCACUACUAUGUGUCCAAGCUAGAGAUGGUGGGAGCAGCCAGUAUGAUCCUCUACUUUGGAUACACCAUCAUCAUCGUAUUUUGCUUCUUCUUGCUCACAGGCUCCAUUGGGUUCUUCUCAUGUUUCUGGUUCGUGACAAAGAUCUACAGUGUGGUAAAGGUAGAUUAAGCCUUAGCGGUUCACGUGGGAAGGGAACCUGAUCAGAGGGACUACCAUCGGGAUUACAUUACUUGAUGCCUGUCACAGGUGCAACACACAACACGCAACCAGUACAACCAUUGUGCACAUAAACAACAAUGGAAGGGCCGAUGUGAUGAACAAUGUUGCGCAGGGAAAGAACGACGUGAGACUGUAUGUGAUUUAGAACACAAUGUGGGACCUAGAUGUGUAAAUGAAGAUGAACCUUGAGUCUACCAGUCUGAGAGGACCAUGCAUAUCUGGCAGUGUUGAGGCUUAGUGCAUCUGUGGGACAAGUGACAAGUGUGGUUCAUGUAUGCAUAAUUUAUAUUCACCAUAUUUUACUUUGCCAUCAUGUGUACAUACUAUAUGUUGCAACUCGAGUAGACAUUACUCUAGGCUUUAUUCUCAGUUUUCACCCUUAAUUGCUUUACAAAGUAAUGAGUAUAAUGCUUAUUGUCGACAAUGACAGAUCACUUCUGAAAGCAUACAGUCCCAUUGUGAUUGCCAGUUUCAUAUGGAGACUGUUUGUAUUGAGUGGAUGAACAAGUAGCAGGUUUUUGCGUUAUUAUCAACAUUUUGUGGCUUCUUCAGUGUAGAGACUAUCCCAUUUGGUAGAGAGCACUCAGUUUAGUUGAUAUGUUCAAAUGAGAGGAGGUCCAUUAAAUCUGUGUGCUUUUGUUGAAGAUUUCAAAUAUCCAAAUAUCCAAAUAGAAUUAUGGGGCCAAAAUGUAAGAUUUACAAACGUAAUUGUUCUGUAAACAAAUUUUCUUUCUGAGAAGGAUCUGAUGAAAGAAGGCAUGAAGGCUGCAUAGAAUAGGUUACUUCCAUGUUUUCAGCAUGAUACUGACAGGAAGGCUUUUAUGUAGGCAAAACUAGCCAGAAUGUUUGCACUGUUGCAUGGAUAUUAUCAAGGGAAUCAGUCGUCAAAAAUAAGGGUAAACAGAAAGUGAUUUGUGUGUAGCUCAGUCCACUACUGAUAGUCUGAGUGUGUGCACUAUUAUGUGGAAACAGUAUGUCAGUCCAAACAAUAUUUGCGCCAGUUUUUGUAAACCAACUGUUUUUAAUGUGUCAAGAAAACAACUCAAGUUGCAUGUGCUGAAAUGUGAUAACCCCCGAAUUGGAAUGUUUCUAUUUAUGGUAUAGGACAAACCAUGGCCUGACAAAUGCUGACGGCCAAUAUCACGUGUUCGGCCAGAUAAGUUUUCCAUUAACAGGAGGUUUAUUCUUGCCUGGCCAUGCUGUAGUUACCAGAUUGUGGAAAGCCAGUCACCAUUCCUUCAUGGCAAGAAUAACAUCUCCUUACUUUUCAAGCCAAGUAGAAGGUCCUUCUGAUAAUGUGAACCAGAGCUUGAAGUGUCUUAAUUAAGAGCAACGUUUCGAUGAAGGUCUUAACACCGUUAUCACUGUUAAUACCUAAACCGUAACGUCACUCAUAAUUGUAUUUAAGAAGUUGUUCAUCCAUAAAUCUUAUCCUUACUUAGUGCUCCAACUUCUAAAUGCCUAUCAAAGAAGUUGAAGUGUCUUAACUGUUGUUUGUGACCAAAUCUUGUCUGCACAUCUGUUGGUUAAUGUACUGUAUUAUUCAUGUGAUAUAAAACUGUACAUAUUCAUUAGAGGUGUAAAUCUACUGAGAGUUGUUUGUAAAUUUUGUUUGUGUUAUUUUGUUAUUGAAUAAAUCUAUUCAUGUGUACAAAGUAUACCAUCCAGGACACCUAUUGUUAGAGUAAGUGUUUUAUUGAAGUCCAUUACUACAGUGCAAGCCAUGAAUUUACAGUUGCACUACCCACAUGCUGUAAUACAAAAUUAAUUUAAUACAUAACAUGCCCAAAAUUUUAUGAAUAAUUUCAUGUUGGUUAUCUGUUAAGUAUUUUCAUUGAGGUAAUUUUGGUUUUGAUUUAGUUGUUUGUGAACAUAAAUUGCAUUUUUGAUAUUGUUGAAUGAUAUCAGUGUGCAUCAGAAUAGCAUUGCCCAUUGCUACCUUGAUCUGUAUGUAUCUGUGUACGAGUCGUUCCUCACAAUCACUGUACACAUGUGGCUUGAUAACAUUGUAAAUGUAAUGCUUUGGGGGAACUUAUUACAUGGAUACAUUAUGGGGAUAUAUUUUUCUUGUAGAUAUUGCAGUGAGUGAAGGAGACUGUUCUACAAAUAAAAUACUGUGAUUUGACUGAUAUGUAAAUAUAUGCACAUGUUACAUCAAAUCUCUGGUGUGGACAACUUUUUAUAUGUGGGAGAAUUACAAAGGUAAUAAAACUUGGACUCACAUUCA